Messenger RNA from Aegilops tauschii subsp. strangulata, 1977 nucleotides. The record is from RefSeq and is a predicted model, not a curated record. NCBI's taxonomy places the organism in Eukaryota, Viridiplantae, Streptophyta, Magnoliopsida, Poales, Poaceae.
AUGGUUGAGAUUUUUGAUCCUAGCAAGGGCAGAUUCAUUGUACAAGACUUGGUUGGCGAAGUGUCUCUCGGUGCCGUGGAUGUUGAGUGCAUCUUGGCCUUGGAGAACCAUGGACUGUCGGUAGAAGGUAUUCUCGGUGAGGAAGGUGAGGAUGUUAAAGAUCGAGUGCCGCCUCAAUUCCUGAGCAAGACCACAGGUAACAUAGUCAUCGAUGAUCUGAUUGUGGACAUCAUAAAAAAUAAAUCCGCCGACGACGAUUUCCUUCGGAGAGUUGUCCUCGUGUUGCUUGGAACAGUUCUUGCUCCCAUGUCGAGCAAGACUGUACCAAAGCAAUAUUACGCAUUGGUGGACGAUGUGAAGCGUAUAUCCAAGAUUAAUUGGAAUGCAUUCACCCUCCGGUACCUGUACUGGGAGAAGGUUCAGCCUCUGGAAGGUGAAUGCGCAUUCAAUCCUAGCUUGUCCAUGGAACCUCUAAUGAGGAAUUGGACUGAAGCUACAGCCUCAAGGAGAGACAAGUUUGAUUAUGACCACGGUCGUGGCCGUGGUAACAUCAAGAUUGAAGACAACAUAACCAAGGAGUAUAGGGCGCAGGAGCACAAAGUACCCGAACCAGAAAAGCCAAAAAUGAAGCCUGCCGUUGGUGCGGCAAAGAAGUCCAAAUUGUUAGAGAAGUUGAACCAAAAUGGUGUGAUGUACAAGCCAGCGGCUGCUGCGGCUUCCGGCAACAACGAUGCCGACCUAGAAGUGGAUUCCUUUGAGAAUGGUCCGCCAGAAAAAAAAGAAUUCAUGUACAAGGAUGACUCUGACGGUCUAGAGCCGGUGAUUGAUUUGACACAGCCUGACGAGCCUGUUGUAAACCAGAACAACGAUGAUGAGGAAAAAACACCUGCCAAGUUAAAUGUUGACAGGACAACGAAGCCUACUGAUGAGUGCGGCGCAACACCGGAGAACCCUUGGAUUGUAGGUAAUUCUCCUCGAGCAGAAUCGUCCGACAUUAACAUUUCUGCAAGUUCUAUCGACAGGAUGGUGGGUAAGAGCAAGGGGAAAAAGUCUGCAGCAACCGCAAAAGAAGACGAUGUUAUAUCCGGGAAGCGCCGGCGGACUGUUCCCAAGAAAUUUGAAUCCCCCUUUAAACUUGACAAGCCCGGCAAGCAAAGCGCUCGCGCUCUGUUUAGUGACAAUGACAUGGAAGGCUCUGUUAAGGAUGAUUUGACACCGGAACUCAUCGAUGCUGCUGUUGCGUUUGUGGAGGCAGCUGCUCGGUCUGAGAAGAAUAUGACAAAAAGAGUUUACUACAAUGAACGUGGCACCUCUGUGACUGUGGAGAGUAUACGACCGAUUAUCGAUGCUUAUCAGACACAUUUGGCUCUGCGCGUUGGUCAUGAUCGGCACCUCUGUCCAGCCUGGAGGUCCAAAUACCUUGUUGAUCGUGCUAAGGCACGAGACAACCCUAAACCGUCGAAAUACAACAUGGAUAGUGCGCUGAGCAGAGCUGGAGCAGUAUGUAGGGUUCUGGACGAGUAUACCGUCCGUGAUAAGUCGUUUAUCCCGUUGAACGUCGGCAAUACACACUGGAUCACCGUGGUGAUGCACAACCUCAAGAAAGAAUUCCGAGUUUUUGAUUCGCUCUAUUCUCUCGAGUUCUCUCUCGACAGUGUGAAAGCACUGCGACUAGCAAUAGCAAUUGAUAUGGAAGAGGCAAACCGUAUUACACCUGGCAAAUAUCCAGACGUCACUAAGUGGCCUAUCAUACCUCAGAUCGACAUGCCACUACAAGAGGACGGGAACUCUUGUGGCCUUUUUGUGAUUGAAGUUAUGGAGCGUUGGGACGGGGAUCGAUGGACCGCCGAUUUUACCCAAGGCACGGUUAAUGCAAGGAGAAGGCGUCUCGUCGCCGAGUUGGUUCUCUCACCUACCAACACGCUUGAAUGUGUGAAGAACAAAAUCCGCGACAUCGCAAAGAAAAGCAAGGCGUGA